Messenger RNA from Lycium barbarum (goji berry), 2245 nucleotides. RefSeq lists its product as uncharacterized. The coding region runs from base 289 to 1989 and encodes 566 amino acids. The transcript has 4 exons. Lineage: Eukaryota; Viridiplantae; Streptophyta; Magnoliopsida; Solanales; Solanaceae. The record is from RefSeq and is a predicted model, not a curated record.
GUUUCUUUCACUUCUUCAAUUAUCAAUUAUGUUUUUCACUCUCACAUAACUCCACAUUAUUUUUACAGUUUCUAAGUAAAACAUUUACCAAAAAUAGGUAAGUUUUUUUUUCGGUUUUGAUUUUGUAUACUGUAUUUCAGUAUAUUUUUUGGCAAGAUGCAUGUUGUUUGCUGUUUUUUUUUUUUUUUUUUUGUAAAAUUCUCUGUUGCUUUAAUUUCAUCAUUCUCAGAUAUACAAAUCAUCCAUUCUUAGUGUUGUUUUUCCUCAAGAUUCACAGAUUCGAUUUCAAUGGCUGAAAUUGGCUCUCCGGGCACGAGAACUCGAGGUAUAGAAAAUAUAAUAGAUGGUCCUAGUUUCUCUUUGGGAUUUACUCAACAAGAAAACCCCAUUGCAGCAGGGUCAUCUUAUGCUGAGACGCGUAGCAAAAAAAUCAAUGAUCCAAGAAGGACGAAACAACAUCAUGAUUCUCAUGAUGAUAAAGAAACAAAGAGGAAACAGUCAGCACCAGAUAAAAAAAAUUCUCAAGUGCCGCUACAGAAGAAGAGAAAGGUUACCAAGACUGUUCCUGGAGGCAAGGGCAAAAAAGUAGUUCGGAAAAAACCUUCAAUUGAUGUAGAAGACGAUGAAGAGGAUUCUAGAUUUUUGGUCACGAAGCAGCCUGCUGUGGCCCCAUCUAUGCAAAGAUACACGAACGUCAAUGUAAUCAGUGACAUUAGGGGUAAACUAAAGGGGGUUGGUCAGAUGGACAAGUUUGCAAACUCUAUUUUUGGGAAAUAUCUUAGAAUGCAGCAUAUGGAUGUACAAGCACAGUUGUUCAAGUGCUUCAUGGUUAAAGAUCUUAAGGGAAGUACAUACGAGUGGUUUACAUUUGAAAUAAAUGGAAAAGUAUUGCGUUUUAGCAUUAGAGAAUUUGCACUAAUCACUGGAUUGAAUUGUGUCUCCGACGCAAAUGAGUUUGUAUACGAUAAGACGGAAAAAAAUAGGCUUGUGGAUGAUUAUUUGGGUGGAACAUCUGAUCACAUCAAAAGAGGGCAGCUGAUUGAGUGUUUCAACAAUACAGAUUGGGAGGACAAAGGCGAGGAUGCAAUCAAGAUGGCCAUAUUGUAUUUUAUAAAUACAUUCGUAUUCUGCAGUGAGCCUGUUCGAUCGAACAUACCUAGGAUACAUUUUGACGUUGCAGAGGAUGAGAGAUAUGUUGAUUAUCCUUGGGGCAAAGAGUCCUUCAAAGAGGUGGUUACAAGCAUUAGUCAGAAAUAUGCCAACUUCAAGCAAUAUUAUAGGAUUCACGAAAUGCCAAUUGUCAUGCAAGUUUGGUUGUAUGAAUCUUGUUCAAAAGUCCCAUCCAAUAUUGCAAUUAAGUCGGAAAAUUUAAUUCCAAGAAUCUUGAAUUGGCGGACUAUUGAAGAAAGACCGAAAUUUGAUGCUUUGAUGGAAGGCAUGUUUAGAGAUGAUAUACACCCGAUUUAUACUUUUCAUGAUGUUAUUCCAACCACUGCUGAGUUGGAACGACUUAAUUUGCCUCCUGUUGUUUCACAAGCUAUCCCCAACCCAACAGACGGUGUUGAAGUUGCCGAAGGCAACGAGAUGGUUGAUGAUGACUAUGAUGACUUCAGUACCACACCACCACACAAUGAAAGGGGUAAACAGCAACAGCGAUCUGCCGUAUCUGAUUCACUACCUCAUAAGAAAGGCAGACAGGUUUCAGUUACAGAUUCUACUGUUAGGAAACAACCAGCCCGGAACGAACCACUCACAACAUCGAAGGACGCUUCGACAUCAAGGCAUCGUGAUGUCCAAACAGCCACCAAAAUUGAUGAGGUGAAACUGCUCAGACAAGAGUUUCAAGCUUUUAAGAAAGAUGUAUCUGCUCAGUUUACUGAUCUUAACAAGUCCAUGGAUGAUAUUCGCAAGUGCAUCGAUGACAACUUCAAAAAGGUUGUUGAGGCACUAAAGGGAAAUCAAACCUCAGAAAAGGUAAAUCCAAAGUAAAAUUGAUUUUAUUCACAAAAUACAGAUUUUGAAUGAAAACUGUUCCCAUAAUUUUAUGAAUAACAUAUAUAUAUAUAUAUAUAUAUAUAUAUAUAUAUAUAUAUAUAUAUAUAUAUAUAUAUAUUUCCAAGGCUGCCGAUAGUAAAGCUCCGGUAAAUCAAUACGAGGUUGGCAUACAAUACUCGCAUGAAUUCAAUCAAGAACAACAUUAUGCCAAAGAGACAUCAACUGUCAAAGACGGUAUUGAUGAAAAUAA